Drosophila simulans is the source of this 1182-nucleotide messenger RNA. RefSeq names its product torsin-like protein (gene Torsin). The record is from RefSeq and is a predicted model, not a curated record. Gene Ontology annotation, cellular component: endoplasmic reticulum. Gene Ontology annotation, molecular function: ATP hydrolysis activity; ATP binding. Gene Ontology annotation, biological process: cellular response to misfolded protein. Lineage: Eukaryota; Metazoa; Arthropoda; Insecta; Diptera; Drosophilidae. The coding region runs from base 78 to 1103 and encodes 341 amino acids. The transcript is spliced from 2 exons.
AAGUGCUGCAAUCGAGUCCUCUAGCUGCCUAUCGCUUUUGCCUAAAUCUGCAUUCCCCCGCUGAAUUUCGUUUCUUAAUGAUGAGCUUUCCACGCAUGUUGCCACUGUGCCUUAGCGUGCUUAUGAUCCUGCCGCAUCCCCUCCAGUCGCUGGAGCCCCUGUCCAUGGGUGUCAUUGGCGGCGCCGUGGCCAUGGGGAUGUACUUCAAAGAAUAUACAUAUUGCCGGUUUUCCGAGUGCUGCGAUGACCGGAGCAUUCCGGCGAGAAUAGAUGAAUUAGAAAAAUCCCUGGAACGCACCCUCAUUGGCCAGCACAUCGUGAGGCAGCAUAUUGUCCCCGCACUGAAGGCGCACAUCGCUUCCAGCGAUAAGUCGCGGAAACCGCUGGUGAUCAGCUUUCACGGCCAGCCCGGUACGGGUAAGAAUUUUGUGGCGGAUCAAAUUGCGAAUGCUUUGUAUUUGAAGGGUUCCAAGUCGAACUAUGUCACCAAGUAUCUCGGACAGGCGGACUUUCCCAACGAGAGUCAGGUGGAUAGCUAUAAGGCGAAAAUCAGUUUGGAGGUGCGACAGACCUUGCGCAGCUGUCCGAGAUCUUUGUUCAUCUUCGACGAGGUGGAUAAAAUGCCCAGCGGAGUCUUCGACGCGCUCACCUCGCUUGUGGACUACAACGCCUUUGUCGAUGGCACGGAUAACACAAAGGCCAUCUUCAUCUUCCUCUCGAACACGGCGGGCAGUCAUAUAGCCGGUCAUCUGGGUGGUAUGAUGAAGAAUGGUAGGCUGCGCGAGGACACGCGACUGAGUGAUUUUGAGCCCCUUUUGCGGAAGGCCGCCUAUAACAUGGAUGGCGGUAUGAAAAAGACCACCAUGAUUGAGUCCCUUGUUAUCGAUCACUUCAUUCCGUUCCUACCGAUGGAGAAGGCGCAUGUGAUCAAGUGCCUGGAGGCGGAGUUUGUUAGGUGGUUCCGCGAUCCUACGCAACCGAAUGCCCAAGAAAUCAUCGAUGACAUCAUAAACUCCUCCAUUAGUUACGAUCGCACGCACAGCUUGUUCGCCAUAUCGGGCUGCAAGACGCUGGAGAAGAAGGUGGCUAUGGCCAUUCAUUGAGAAAGAGCCGACCGACUCCACAUUAUAAUGCUUUGUUUAGGUUGCGGUUUGUAUUCAAUAAACUAUUUUUACGGAAAAA